AUGACCACAAAACGCUCACGCGCAACUUUCGAAGCUGAUCUUCAGGCUCAGCAGUCACCAUACGCCGUGUACGGAACCCCACUACCGCCACUCGACGAGUCAGUCCGUGAUGAUGGCUCCUACAUGCCGGUGUGGAAGCAGGAGGUGACUGAUGAGCGGGGGAGGAAGCGUCUCCAUGGAGCCUUCACAGGUGGGUUCAGUGCUGGGUAUUUCAACACGGCCGGAUCUAAAGAAGGAUGGGCUCCCGCGACGUUUAUCUCGUCUCGCCAGAACCGCGCGCGCAAUAUGAAACAAGUGCAAAAACGGCCCGAGGAUUUUAUGGACGAGGAAGAUCUACGCGAGCAGGAGGAAUCAAGACAACUACAAACAGCCGAUGGCUAUGCCGGGUUUGGCUCGACUGAGACGGACGCUACCCGGCGAGCUGGGCUUAUGGAUAUUUUGAAGACUGGCGGCGAAACCAUGGGUGUGAAGCUGUUGAAGAAGAUGGGCUGGCGGGAAGGUCAAGGCAUCGGGCCCAAAGUGCGCCGCAAGGCCAACCUCGAUGACAUCGUUGACGGGGAGACUGCCGAUCAAACAUAUCUCUUUGCGCCUGAUAAUCCGCCAAUGGUUGCCUUGGUCCGCAAAACGGAUCACAAGGGGCUUGGUUUCGAAGGAGAGGCGCGGCUCGGCGAUUCUCACACAUCUACACACGAGAAACCCGACGACAAGAGCACCGACUCAUUCUUUGGUGGACGACUAGCCAUCCAGGAGAAAUCUAAACCGUCGAAACCGAAAGAGUCCCGGCGGGGCGCAUUCGGCGUUGGCAUCCUGAACGAUACCGGGUCGGACGACGAGGACCCCUACUCGCUAGGCCCACAGAUUUCAUAUAGCAGGACCAUUGGGGGAGACAAGAAGAAAAAGAAGAAAGACAAACUAGACGACACAAGGCCUACAAUCGCCUCGUCCAAUCCUCUACUCGGGGCUAAGCCUGUCUUCAUAUCAAAGAAGGUAGCAGCCGCACGGGGUACAGGAGGAUUUCGGAAGUGUCGCGAUGGUCGACUGCCGCUGGAUGGUUUCAUCUUGGCCGAGGCUCUUUCGGACCUGUCUGUGUCGCAGGAGAAGAAAUACGACCCGCCUCAAAUCCCCGAGGGCUGGAAAUCGGCCAAGAAACCAACGACUGAACGGGACACAUCGAAUUAUCUCUCUACUGCUGAUGCUGCUAAAGCAUCGUCACUCAAUCCAAGCUCUAGAGCAGCAGUUCUGGGCGAAACCCAAUUACCUGGCAAAUCCAUCUUUGACUGGAUGACCCCAGAGGCGCGAGAACGGAUUGUCAAAUUAACCGGAAACGCCAAUUUACCUCAAGCUCUGGGAGAGAAAGGCCCCAAAGGGCAUGGGCUGUCUGAGUCGGAGAAACGAAAGGAUUUAUGGGGCCUUGUCCCAAAGCUGGACAAGCAAUUUGCCGUCCAAGCCUUGACUCGGGCCGUCAGCGGGUGGAUGCCUUACGCAGAAGACGAAGGAAAACGUGCGCGUUACCGGACAUUCCUUGAAGUCCGGGCAGGGCUUCGCCAGACGCUGCCAGACCGACUGCCCGAAUCCAGCACCGACGAUUGGGUGGCGGAAAUGCAGGAGUUUGCUCGGGCUGCCGAGGUCUUCAAACCCAUGUCUGGGGUCAUGGCAUCCCGCUUCACGUCAGCAUCUUCUGCACCCAAGGUCGCUUCCGAUGCACCGGAUUCAGCCGACUCGCCUCUCGGCCGACCCGCAGAGAAGCCCGAUGAUCCCGCGGUGGCAGCCGCAAAAGUCGGCAUGUUCGGUCAAAUGACUCGUAGCACUGUCUCGUUUUAUCCGGCUCGCCUGCUGUGCAAGCGUUUUAAUGUUAAGCCACCGGCGCAUGUUCAAGUCGACCCUGGAGAACCGCCCGGAACUUCCGACCAGGGACCGAGCUCGCGAUUCCAAGCCGGUGCACCUCCAAGUGAUGGGCCCAAGGAACUGGUCUCUCGUGAUAUUAUGAAUCGGCUCAUGAUGGAGUCGACGGGCCAUUCUAUCGCUGAAUCUGAUUCUGCGACUGCGGCACCUCGGCCACCAGUGGAACCUGAGCGCAACGAUGCACUCGAAGCCCAACGGCCUGAUGAUGCACUGUUCAAGGCUAUUUUUGGCGAUGACGAUGACGAUGAUGAAUAG
Molecule: messenger RNA, 2157 nt
Organism: Penicillium alfredii
Lineage: Eukaryota; Fungi; Ascomycota; Eurotiomycetes; Eurotiales; Aspergillaceae
Exons: 2
Coding region: 1-2157 (718 amino acids)
Biological process (GO): mRNA processing
Cellular component (GO): nucleus
Molecular function (GO): RNA binding
Source: RefSeq, a predicted model, not a curated record